Molecule: messenger RNA, 858 nt
Organism: Eupeodes corollae
Lineage: Eukaryota; Metazoa; Arthropoda; Insecta; Diptera; Syrphidae
Exons: 1
Coding region: 39-644 (201 amino acids)
Source: RefSeq, a predicted model, not a curated record
UUUACUUGAAGGAAUUACCCGUCAGUGGAACAGCUGUUAUGCUCGGCUGUCCCAAGAGCGGCAAUUCCUUCGAUCUAUAUAGGGCUGCUGUCAAUGGCUUGCCAGAAGUCUGGCUGGGUGCCAAGCUCGAGGCUGUUGCCAGGAAAAAUAUUCCUUGCUGGCCAAGAGCACGUAUAAUAGUCCCAGCACUACACAACUGCCCAGAUAUGAUCAUGAAAUUGAUCAAAGCAAGUAAUUCAAACCUGCCUACGCACGGCUGGAAAGUCCCAAAGGUUGAGCAGGAGACAGUGGGUCACUAUAGAUCAGCUCUUGUGUUGAUCAAUAGUGAAUCACUGGCUCCACUGGCCGCGACCAAAGGCGUGAUUAGGUAUGGUUUCGAUGAAAUCGUGAUUCGCAUCUACAAAAAAGACGAAGACUCGCUUAACACGCCCCCCACAGAAGCGCCUUUAGUGGAAGGAAAAGCUUCAUUACCACCAAUAAUGGAAGUCGAUGCAACAACACAAGUGGAACCAUCGACCUCCACAGCCCCAAACAAGCCAUCCGACGUGGAGGCUAAACCUACAGUCGACAGCAGUUCCGACAUGGAUACUGAAGACGCCACCUUAGGCAUCACUCUGAGUGAGGAAGACCUACUUCAUUCCUAGUCAGACGAUGAAAACGCCGAUAAAACAGGAGGUUUAUCUGACUAAAAGAAGCAAUGCUGCGAUUAGUACAGAUUAAUCUCCAUAACACCAUCAUAGCCACAAACAACCUGGUACUCUGAUUGCAUAGAAACAAGGAAGACAUCGUCUUGAUACAGGAGCCGUGGAUCUCAAACUCCAUCCUCAGAGGCCUUAGGACUACUGGCUAUAAACUAUU